This is a messenger RNA of Girardinichthys multiradiatus, 2183 nucleotides long. It is a transcript of the gene pepd, whose product is annotated as peptidase D. Gene Ontology annotation, molecular function: metalloaminopeptidase activity; manganese ion binding. The coding region runs from base 103 to 1584 and encodes 493 amino acids. The transcript has 15 exons. Lineage: Eukaryota; Metazoa; Chordata; Actinopteri; Cyprinodontiformes; Goodeidae. The record is from RefSeq and is a predicted model, not a curated record.
CUUGAAUGCAGCACAACUUCCCGUCAGCUGAUUUCGUUCAGCCCAGCAAAAAUCACGUGACCGUUGGUAACACGUGACAGUCCAGACGCAGAAAGUUCCGUCAUGGCUUCAAUUGCACAACCCAUCUACUGGCUGGGUAAUGACACCCUGAGGGUGUCUGCUGCCCUUUUUCUUGAGAAUCGUCAAAGAUUGUGCCAGGGGUUGAAAGCUAAAGAUGGUUUAGAGCCAAAAUCAGUGGUGUUGCUGCAAGGUGGAGAGCAAAGUCAGAGGUACUGCACGGACACUGAUGUCCUCUUCAGGCAGGAGUCUUUCUUCCACUGGGCCUUUGGGGUGACAGAGGCUGACUGUUUUGGAGCCAUUGAUGUGGACACUGAGAAAUCCAUUCUUUUUGUUCCUAAACUGCCUGAAAGCUAUGGUACUUGGAUGGGGGAGAUCUUUCCUAAAGAGCACUUCAAGGAGAAGUAUGCUGUUGAUGAAGUGCAGUACACCUGUGAUAUUGCUGACGUCCUGACCAACAUGAAGCCAUCAGUUCUGCUGACACUGCGAGGACAGAACACUGAUAGUGGGAGCAUCUGCCGCGAAGCCUCCUUUGAAGGAAUUAGUAGCUUCCAAGUGAACAACACUCUUUUACACCCAGUCAUUGUGGAAUGUCGUCUCCUUAAGACUGAUAUGGAACUGGAGGUCCUGCGCUACACCAACAGGAUUUCCAGUGACGCUCACAAAAUCGUGAUGAAAAAUGCCAAACCUGGAAAGAAAGAAUAUGAAAUGGAGAGUCUGUUCCAACACUACUGCUACUCCAAAGGCGGGAUGCGCCACACCUCAUACACCUGCAUCUGUGGAACGGGCAAUAAUUCCUCCGUCCUCCACUAUGGUCAUGCUGGGGCUCCGAAUGACAAGACAAUUGAAGAUGGAGACAUGUGUUUGUUUGACAUGGGUGGAGAGUACUACUGCUACUCGUCAGAUAUAACCUGCUCCUUCCCGGCCAAUGGAAAGUUCACUGCAGACCAGAGGGCCAUCUAUGAGGCAGUUCUAAAAUCCUCACGCAGCGUCAUGGCUGCCCUCAAACCAGGUGUGAAAUGGACUGACAUGCAUCGUCUGGCUGACCGAGUUCACCUGGAGGAACUUGUGAAGAUUGGCAUCCUGCAUGGUAAUGUUGAGGACAUGCUGAAGGUCCACCUGGGUUCUGUCUUCAUGCCACAUGGCCUGGGACACCUGCUGGGCAUUGAUGUGCACGACGUGGGAGGUUACCCAGAGGGGGUUGAGCGCAUUGAUGAGCCUGGGCUGAGGAGUCUGCGUAUGGGUCGCCUGGUGCAGGAGAGGAUGGUCCUAACUGUAGAGCCUGGGAUAUAUUUCAUAAACCACCUGCUGGACAAGGCCCUGGCUGACCCUGCUCAAAGCUGCUUCAUCAACAACCAAGUGCUGGCUCGCUUCAGAGGCUUUGGAGGGGUUCGCAUUGAGGAUGACAUUGCAGUGACAGCCGAUGGGAUGGAGCUGCUAACCUGCGUGCCUCGCACAGUGGAGGAGAUUGAAGCUUUCAUGGCAGACUCUGGCAAAACUUUCGACCCCGUAGGUGGUGCUGAGUAACCCUGAAUAUGAAACAGAAUAUCAUGCAUUUUGCUAAAGUCUGAGCUGUAUACUAAUAUCAUGCAUUUUGCUAAAGUCUGAGCUGUAUACUGUCUUAAAUUACCUAUCAUGGGGUGGCGCUGGUGGUGUAGGGGCGAAAGCGCGCGACCAUAUACAGAGGCUACAGUACCUCGAAUGGUGGCUGUCCCGGGUUCGAGUCCUGGACCUGGUGACAUUUACCAAAUGUCUCCCCCUCUCUCUACCCCUCUUUCCUGUCUACCUACUGUCAAAAAAUGGAAAAAUAAAGGCCACUAGUGCCGAAAAAAUAUCUUUAAAUCACCUAUCACGUUCUUUGGUAAAAGGCAUACAAUGAAGAGUAUUAUUUCAAGAGGAUUCACACAACUCCUCAUCUUAGAUCCUCAUGAAGGUUUUUAUAGUGAUUUGAAGGUUUUUAUAAAAAAUAAGCAGCACUCCCUUUAACAGAAACCAAUGGGUAAGACAGGGAUUUUAUCAACCAUUCUGACAUUUUUGUGAUUUUAUAAAACUGCUUAUUUCUUUUUCAUUUUCUACUCUAACAAAAUGCAACGAAAAUAAAGAUUUAAGCUUGCAAGUAAGUGAAA